Molecule: messenger RNA, 1897 nt
Organism: Linum trigynum
Lineage: Eukaryota; Viridiplantae; Streptophyta; Magnoliopsida; Malpighiales; Linaceae
Source: the annotation of a GenBank genome assembly
UAACAGAAUAAUCAACAACUACCUCUCUCGCGAUUCAUAUGCUUCACCCUCCUCGCCAUUAUUCUCGGGAAAGAAAAAGCAAAGCAAAACAUGGUCACAUGAAGAACCCUUAAACCUUCAUCUAGUCGUGUGCCGCACUUUUCAGUUUUCCCCUUCCUUCCUUCUCUUCUCUGACGCUUUAAAUGUGGCUAUGGCUGUAAUUCUCGAGGCGGUUUGUGUGUUUCUGGGGACAUCCCAAUUUCUGGGAGCCUAUACUCCGACGAUGGUGUUCCUAAUUCUGAUGUGGGUUGCUUUCCUAGUUGGUGUCACCAUUGGUUGGAUGUGGAAGCCCAGUUGGGCACCCGGUUUAACCCAGCAAGGCAGUUUGGUUUCUUCCUCUUCAUCUUCGUCUGCGCACAAAUUGGUGGACUCUUCGCCGCCGUCUUCACCUUCCCGGUGUCCGGAUUCUCCGGUGAAGGGUUUUGGGUCGGCCCCUUGCCUCACAUCCUUCUUGCUCAGCUCGCCGAAUUUGGUGGAUGCAAGCUCAUUUGCCGUCCACCAUUCUCAAUUUGAAGAUUCAUGUGGAGGAACCCAGCUGGAUGAUGAACGGCCUAAUGCUGCUGAUCUGGUGAUCGAAGAGGAUUUGGUGUAUCUGCACAACCUUGUUGAAAUGAAAGAUGGAGGUCCUUCUUGGAUACAGAUGAUGGAUCGUUCGACAACCGGAAUGACUUACCAAGCAUGGAGGAGAGACAUCAAGGAUGGUCCUCCUCAUUAUCGUACCAGAACUGUUUUCGAGGAUGCUUCACCGGAGAUAGUGAGAGACUUCUUUUGGGAUGACGAGUUCCGGUCAAAUUGGGACGAUAUGCUAGCCCGUGCGGCUGUUGUAAACGAGUGCCCCACAACAGGGUCCAUGGUCGUGCAUUGGUUAAGAAAAUUUCCCUUUUUCUGUAGUGACAGAGAGUAUACUAUAGGCCGUCGAAUCUGGGAGUCUGGAAGGUCUUAUUACUGUGUUACAAAGGGAGUACCUUAUCCUUCCAUCCCAAGGGGUGAUAAACCAAGGCGUGUGGAUUUGUACUACUCAAGCUGGUUUAUUCGACCAGUUGAAUCCAGAAGAGGGGAUGGCCAACUGACUGCAUGCGAGGUUCUGCUCUUCCAUUACGAAGACAUGGGUAUUCCUUGGGAGCUCGCAAAGCUUGGUAUUCGCCAAGGAAUGUGGGGAUCAGUAAAAAAGAUCGAGCCUGGUUUGCUAGCUUACCAAACCGCAAGGGCAUCCGGAGCAGGACUCUCACGCACUGCCUUCAUGGCUCAGAUCAACACCAAACUGGAUCCCGAGUUAGUGAAAGCACUGGGAGGCAACACCAAGGAGGUAUCAAUGGCAGAGGCAGAAGCAGAGAGUUCAUCAAAUCAAAGUUCAGGCAGGAAUAUACCGAAGAUGUUGCUUAUAGGUGGAGCUAUCGCGGUUGCUUGCAGCAUUGACCGAGGGCUUCUGACGAAGGCAUGUGUGUUUGGCAUAGCUAGGAAGUUAGGGAAUUUGGGGAAGAGAUUAAGCUGAGAGGACAAAAGAUGUCAGUAGUAGUGAUGGUUGUAUAUAUGUAUGAUAUGGAACCGGGAGCAAUAAUGUUAUUGUUAGACGAAAUAGUAGCUCAAGCUCCGAGUUACCUUUUCUUUCCCAUGUAAAUUGUUGAGGUCUGAAUCCGAAUUGCAGAAGGAAAUAGUGUUACCUCGCGUAAAGAACAGCGGUUGUUUCCCUACCAUUUGCAAUGUAACCAAAGAGACAGAAGGUGUGUGGAUGUCUGUGAUUGUGAUUGCACAGAGUUCACAUGUUUGAGGCAAAGUUGCGCUGUUGCUUUGCUGUGUUGGGGAGCUGGGUCUCCCUUAAGGCAUCGAAUUAGGAAAGGAAUUAAUGUGUCUGGUUCAG